AAACACUGAUCCGCGCACGCGCACUCGAUCCAAGUGCACCUCGGGCGGCCCGAGAAGGUUUUGCGGGUCUCAGAUCUGCGGUUGCUGCGGAAGAGAAGAGCAGAGUCCGGACCCAUACCCACUGGACCGGAACUGGAUUUAGGAAGACUCAUAGGAACGCGGCACAGGCGGUGACGGAUCCGGUUUGGCUUCUGCAUCCAACCGUCUCGAUAAUUUAAGGUUGGCGAGGAUGAUGAUGAUGACGAUGACAUCCUCCACGGAGAAGAUGAAGAAACCUCCAAAAGACAGUCUGACUCUACUUCCAUGUUUCUACUUUGUAGAGCUGCCUAUUGUGGCUUCUUCUAUGGUGUCUCUGUACUUCCUGGAGCUAACAGAUGUGGUGCAGCCAGCUCAGACGGGUUUCCGCUGUAAUGACCGAGACCUCAGCAUGCCUUACGUGGAUGAAGGAGAUGAGCUGAUCCCACUGCUGAUGCUGCUGAGCCUCGCCUUUGCUGGCCCAGCUGCUUCGAUCAUGCUGGUUGAAGGAGUCAUUUACUGCCUGCAGUCCCGACUGAAAGUCCGCAAAGCUGAAGGCAGCAUCAAUGCAGGAGGCUGCAGCUUCAACUCCUUCCUGAGAAGGACGGUUCGCUUUGUAGGUGUGCACAUGUUUGGACUGUGCGCGACGGCACUGCUGACUGACAUCAUCCAGCUGUCGACAGGUUACCAUGCUCCAUUCUUCCUCACGGUUUGUAAACCCAACUAUACUCUGGCCGGUGUGUCAUGUGAUCAGAAUGCUUAUGUCACCAAAGACAUUUGCUCAGGACACAAUCAGCAUGCCAUCAUGGCUGCUAGGAGGACGUUUCCAUCUCAGCAUGCAACUCUGUCAGCCUUUGCUGCUGUUUAUGUGUCUAUGUACUUUAAUUCAACCAUCUCUGACAGCACUAAGCUGCUGAAACCUGUCCUGGUGUUUGCAUUUGCCAUUGUGGCGGUGCUGACGGGUUUAACCCAGAUCACACAAUAUCGCAGCCAUCCUGUUGAUGUCUAUGUGGGCUUCCUCAUUGGAGCUUUCAUCGCUGCAUACCUGGCACUCCAUGCUGUUGCAUGUUUCAAGUCAUCUGAUGGAUCCACUCAGGCGCCACCUGCACCAGUUCAAAAGGAAGACCCCCUGCGUGCAUUGACAGAGAGAGGACAUGAGUCUGUUUACAACAAAGGUCCUGCCUCUGCUUCAGAGAGUAAUGAUGAGAUUGCAGUGGCACCAGCCUCUUUGGAUUGUCUAGAGGGCCUGAGGCCUCUGCAGAGAGAGAAAGGUUCUAUGGGUAGCUUAAAAAGGGCCAGUGUGGAUGUAGAGCUACUUGCCCCACGAAGCCCAAUGGGUAAGGAGACCAUGCUUACCUUCAGUAACACACUGCCAAGAGCUAGCAUGAACAUUAAUGGUUCUCUUAGUUCUAUUGAGGCACCACCUGAUUCAGUGCAGCCGGUGCAACCGGUGAAACCAGUGCAACGACGUCUGAAGGCUGUGCAAGUACCUCUGGAGCCCAUUCGGUCACAGCAGCUGGUUUCAGAAUGGAAGCAGAAGUCAAUGGGAAAACGAGUCCUAGGAGCCCAAGGGGAGGCAGAAUGUGAACCUAGUGAAGAUGGUUCUGAGGGCAGUUCUGUUGGGACUGAUGAUGCAGGUUCUCAGGCCAUGAUAUACCUGCCCUCUGGGCAGACUGCAAGGGCAAAUUCUAGUCGCAAUUUCACCCCUCCUUCAGCCAGUACUAAAGCUGUGGCAACUCCCAGACCACCACAGAUCCCUGAAGCAGGACCUCCACCGGUUUCUCCAAAAAGUGCCUUGACACGAGCCAAGUGGCUUGCCAUUCAAGAGAAGACAAGCGGAGAAGGAUCAGGACGGGGCUCCACCAACCAGCCACGACUAAUGCAGGUUAUUGCCAUGUCGAAGCAGCAAGGACUCCUACCCUCCUCCUCAUCCUCUGGGGAAAAAUCCUCAGAAACUACCUCCACCUGCUCUGGUACCUCAUCUGCCAUAGACUCCCCACAUUGCCUUCAGCCCUCAGAGCAUCAGCAGGAGGGACUGGGGAUCAUCACAGUGGAUGCCCACGCCCCCAAUCAUCCUGUUGUCCAAGCUUUAACGCCACCACAAGCUUUCCUCUUGGCAGGUGGUCGAAAUUCAACAGUUUCCAAUGGAGAUGACCCAUGCUACUCCUAUUAUUCGAACAAGGUUAAUCGAGGAGAAUCAUCUGAUCGUGGUAGCACCUUCUGCCCACGUCGCUCAGCAUCGCCAGCAACAGCCAUUGAACCCUCUAGCUUUCCACCACACCAACAGGUUGAGGGGUCAGCUGAGGCUCAGCGUAGGGAGAUGGUCAUGAGACGCAAGACAGCACUAGUUCUGCUGGAUCGAGAGAUCCGGAACCACAAUGAACAGGAGAAUUAUUAUAAGAGUCUGCAGGGUCGAAGGUUUAGGGAUUAGUCUUGAUUGAUGCUUCAAUCAAAUUAAGUUAUCAAAAAGCAAAGUCCAUGGAAAAACUUUAUUUACCAGAACACCGGACUGCUGCACGAUGUGCUGUAGAAAUCCUGCUGCUGUUCGUGUUGUGACAGAGCAGCUUAGUCACUUCUGCCUCUUUAUGAUCCAACUAAAUUCAUGAUGUAUUUAUUAAAUGUCCUCUGAUGUCAAAAUUAGACCAGAUUUAAAAUUAAAAAAAAAAACCUUCAAUGGUUCUAAUUAGACAGCAACGCAGUAUGAAUGAAGCAUUAAUUUAACAAGAUGGUUGGAUCUGUUUGACAGAAGAUCAGCCUUCCUGGUUCUGUCCCAUCACUACAGAGCUGGGAAGUUUCCAUAGCAACCCAGUUAUUCAAAGAGAUUAAGUCCAUGAGCAUAAGGACAACUUUUAAACAUUUCCUCUGGAAGCACUAACAAGAAAUGGAACCAGGGGCCUCAUUUACAAAACUGCAUAGAAUCCUUACUAAAAACCUACUUUAGCUGCUUUAUAAAUCACACCUGUCCCAGGAAUGAGCUCAGAUGUUUCUGGAUCAUAUCCCGCCUGCUACACACCCACUUUCUGUCUUGAAUGGAUGAUGCAAACUACAUUAUGACCAUAGAGAGCCUAAGGCCAUCGGAUAGCACACUACUGCUAACCACUUAAAACAUUUUCCCUCUCCUGAUAAUAACAGUUAAAUUUCUUUGAUAUUGAUUGUGCUACUACUAGUUUACCUGUUGAAACACUAAUCUUAGCAGUAUUCCAAAGAUGGAAGAAGGAAAUCCUACAAACCUGUUAAAUGUGGGAUUUGAAUGACAUGUCCUUGUCAAAGAAAACACCAACGUUUCUUACUGUGUACACGGAGACUAAUUUAAUGCCGUUCAGGUCAGGCGAUUGAUUAAGCAGUUUAUAGAUCCUCCUUCCAAUAAAGGCCUGGAGCUUGAUGAGCUUGAGUCAAAUUAUAUAUAUAUAUAUAUUGUGCUUACACAACCAGGGAUAUCAUAAAAUAACUGGAGGUCUCAGGGAACCCACUACAUAAAAGUCCAUAAGUUCAGUAUGGUUCCCAGAAGCAGUUACCU
Molecule: messenger RNA, 3532 nt
Organism: Nothobranchius furzeri (turquoise killifish)
Lineage: Eukaryota; Metazoa; Chordata; Actinopteri; Cyprinodontiformes; Nothobranchiidae
Gene: plppr3b
Product: phospholipid phosphatase related 3b
Biological process (GO): phospholipid dephosphorylation; signal transduction; phospholipid metabolic process
Cellular component (GO): plasma membrane
Molecular function (GO): phosphatidate phosphatase activity
Source: RefSeq, a predicted model, not a curated record